Molecule: messenger RNA, 4860 nt
Organism: Drosophila ficusphila
Lineage: Eukaryota; Metazoa; Arthropoda; Insecta; Diptera; Drosophilidae
Gene: t-Grip91
Exons: 3
Coding region: 70-4686 (1538 amino acids)
Molecular function (GO): gamma-tubulin binding
Source: RefSeq, a predicted model, not a curated record
CACAUUUAUCCGAAAUUUUUGUAGUGAAUGUUCAUAACGUUAUUGUGUUUUUAUGUUUAACCAAUAAAAAUGAAGAGGAAAACCCUAUCAAAAAUCCCAAUUCUAGUGAAUAAGGUUCAAAUGGAUGAGCAGCAUUCUUCCGAUGACGACAAUUCGGAGGGCUAUGACUUAUUUAUGGGCGUUUGGGCACUGAGUGUUAGCCUUGGUAGCUAUAACCACAAUGUGGCCAAAUCAGUUAAGUAUAUAAACGAAAACAAUUGUAAAUCGACCGAGCUUUACGAGCUGGUUUAUCUCAAUGAUUUUCGGAUAAAAUUCGAGAAACUGCAAAAUGGUACAGAUCCUGAGGAAAAGGUUCUUCAUGAGACUCGGGAAGAAUUAUUUAUGCGCCUAUACAAAGAACUUUCAGAUUUGGAAACUAAUGAAAACAAGCGUUGCGAAUACCUGAUGCUCUUCUGUGGACUCUUUGACUCUUUGUAUCCAAAACUUAAUGGUCUCAAAAAAUCCUUUAGUUAUCGUGUGGAACUCAUUAAUCGUUUGCAAGAUCAGGCUCAAAACAUUUUGCAUUGUUUAGUAGGCAAUACGCGUUCUAGUCUAGAAAGCAAAGUAAGAUCCCCCGAUUCACGUAUUAAAAUUUAUUUGGAGUCAAAAAUGUUUGAAAAGGAAGAAGGAGAAAUUGAUCAGCGUUCGAAGAAGGACAAUUGUAACCCAAUAAUAGAAAUUAACUCUGAAAAAACCUUGACCAAAAAUAUGGAAAUUGAAACGACAAAAAUUGAAGGUCAUACAUUUAUUGAAGGCUGCAAGGAAAUGCUGGCUUGUCCUUCAAUGGGCUUCCGAUUUGAAAAGGCCAUCUUGGAAAUUACUAAUCUAAACAUAUUAACCAAAAUUAAGGGAUAUCAAAUAAUUGAAGGUUGCAAGGGAGCAAAUUCUUGUCACUUAAGAGGACUUCGAUUUGAAAAGGACUCGUCUGAGUUUUCUUGUGGAAAAAUUUCAUCAGAUUGCGAAACUUUUUAUGUUUCAAAUUCUGACGAUGAUUCUUGUGUAAUUUUCAGCGAUUUCGAAGAAUCCACGGCAAGUGCCUCCUCCAACGUAUCUUCUUAUAAUAAAAACAUUCUGAUUUCCUCAAAUGAUUUAAUGAAAACUCCACUGUACGAUUUGGAUUAUUUUUCUAAGGAUUAUUUUGUAAAAGAAAGGAAUAUUAUUUCGUUCAUCAAUGACAAAACCGAAAUAGAUACUAAUAAUGAUCCGAUGGACAAUUAUACGGAAAUUUCAUCGCUUGAUUUGGGAAAUAUAUCUGAACCUGAUGGUUGUGCAGACUCUAUGAAUUGUAAUCCCAGAAAAGAUCAAACAGGUCUUUCUUCAAGUAGUGCCGAAUGUUCUUAUUCUCUUAAUACAUUUGAAACUUCCAUUAGUAACAACUCUGAAAUUUCAACAAUGGUUACAAUCAAACAUGGAAGUGAUAAAGCCUCUAAAAAUAAUUGCCAUCAAUAUUUUCAACUAAGUAAGCUAAAAGAUUUGUAUUUAGAAUAUAAAAAGUCACUUGAAACGAUAGCUGGAGUUGAAGAAGAAAAAUCUUCCUUAAUCAAGAAAAAUACCACUGAAAACGAUGGCUUACAAAAAAAUAAUGUCAGUCCCAAAGAAAAAUGGGAAGAAAAGGAAUUAGAAACGGACGAAAUUAUUAAUCAGCUUCGACAAGCUGUGAGUAAUAUUAAACUAAACUUAUUAAAAGAUGUCGAUAAGUCCCUGGAACUCACUUUACAAAAUCCCUUUCAAAUUUCUUUAAAUUUUGACGCACCCAAGGAUAGUAAGGAAAUGAAUGUGCCAAAUUUAGGUAAAAUUACUAAUACGGAAAUGGAUAACAAUUUAUUUGAGUUACCAUAUAUAAAUCAAACCACUGAAGCUAGUGUUAUUAAAGAAAUAUUUAGUAGAAAUAAGGCUAAUUCUGAUACUCAGAAAAAAUCGCAUGGUGAUGAACCCAAGGAUUUUAGAGAACCUUUACCUAUCUUAAUCAUUGAAGUUCCUCAAGAAAGCCAUUUAGCACACAAUAAUUUAAAUAAUAAAAGAGCUCUUAAAGAAUCCAAAAAAAAUUUCGAGGAGGAAGAAGAUCAGGAAAUGCUUUCACCAAUUUUAAGUCAAAUUGUACGCACCGUUAGUGACGUCAAAAUUAAUAUUUUAAAGGAAGUUGAUAAAUCACUGUCCGAAAUGACUUUAAAAAAUGCUUCCGAAAUCUUUCUAAGUCAACGGUGCGAGGAAAAUCCUAAGGAAAAAUUAUUGUCAGCGGCGGAAAAAAUUUUACUCCAGAAAAUAAGCGAAGAAUAUGACAGUGAGGUUGAUUCGGUAACGGAAGACGAGGAACUUUUACCAGAAGCUUUGGAUUCAAUAACACGAGAAUCUGUAAAUCCGGAUAUUAAGGAAUCCGUACAACAGCUAAAAAAUGCUGAGGAUUUCAAAACCUAUAUGAAUGCUCAAAAUAAUAUAAGGCAGCAUCAACGUCACAUAAUUGCGGCUCCUCGAGUUGUAAUUAAAAUCUUCAAAUCAAACUUGUCUUAUGAAUGCCCACCAAAUGAUCCAAAUUCUCCCGACUUCUAUGAGCAAUUGGAUCAAUUUUUUGAGAUAAUAGGUCAACAGGAUUGUGGCCCUGUUUUAAAUGCUGCCGUUUCUCAGUUUCGAUAUCGGUUAAGCAAGGCCAUAAACAGCAUUAGAAAACAAAUGCACAGAGACUUUGAAUUGGAUGAUUGGAUAUCAGCGGUCGGAAAAUGCCAGUUAAGACAAUUGCUCACUCGCGAGGAAAACCAUGCUUACGAAUCCCUGAGAAACCAGUUAAAAGACAAAGGUGAUCAGGACCUUUCUCCCAAGAGUCGAUUUACAGAUGCCUUGCAUGGAAUGAUGGGUUAUGAGUCGCCACACUUAGUCUUAUCGUCCUUCAGUGGCAGAUUGCAGCUGAGAUCCCCUCAGCAUCAGGAGAGUAUCAGUGAGUCCUUUUUGUUGGUGAGCCUUGGUCAAUUGGGACACUUGCAUCGGGAGAUUCAGCAGCAGCUGGUAGAACUUGGCCAGCAGGGCGAAACUGCUAGCUCUCUCAGAAAAAGUCUGCAAAAGGACCUUCUUAAUUUCAAUAAGUUUUACGAGUUACAGAAAGAGAAACCAUGUAGCCUGCUAUGUUUGUAUCACAGAAGUCGAUAUUUUAAGCUGCACUUUCAGUGGCUUCUGAAUAUCCUGUAUAAAAUUCAGAAAGGAAAGCAUAUUGUGAUUGUGUUGUACGAUGAAUUGAGACGAAGAAUUGGAUACCAAAGAGGUUUAGUUUUUAAUUGGUUAAAAACGGCAAGUCAACCACUAAUUAUUAAGCUUCGCAACUGGCUUGCUAGCGGUCAAAGGACUUCAUCGGAUUCCGAGGAAUAUCUUAUUAAACGCAUUUCAACCUCGGACAUAGAAGAUUUCUGGCUCAAACGCUAUCGACUUACAGAUUCCUUUUCAAACUUUUUUGACCCCCAACUCAGUGAAAAACUGAUUAUAGUGGGCAAGACUUUGGUGUACUCGAGUAAGUAUUUGGGCAUCACUAUGGAAUCUGUUCUGAGUAGCAAAGAACUUCAUUUCUUAUUACAAGAGACUUUCAAUGAUUUUUAUAAGUACGGCGAACAGGAACAACUUUAUGAACUUGUUGAUAAACUGCAUUCGGAAAUAUCUGGCACUGUUUUAAAAACUCUUCGGGAAAGUAAACUUAAGCCAGAGGAUCUCUUUACUCACCUUCACAAAUACUUGAUGCUAUCGGAUAUUAAGUUCCUCAAGGAGUUUAUGGAAAUAUUUGAACCCGUUCUGGACGACCCAGCAAGUUUCUUUGAUAUUCAAAAGUUUAAUCAAAUGAAAAAUCAAAUGUCACGGAUUCCGUCUCCGGGUAUCCAUAUAGAUAAAGACUUAUCCGAAGGAUCGAAGUGUUGGAAUAUUCUUGCCCUCCGCUGUAAACUGCCUAGUUACUGGAAAGCCCUUCUCGGUCAGAAUGUUAAGGAAUAUGAGGCGAUUUUCACCGGACUGUGGAGAUUCCAUUAUGUCGAUUAUGUGCUCCGCAAAAAGAUAGUUCGGCAGCAAUUAAAUUUUCGAGCCCGCAUAGAUUUUAAGUAUUUCGAAGGCCUUAAAGAAAUAGAUUCCUCAUUUGUAAGGCUGAUCAACAUUUUUCUUCUUGUAACGAAAGGUCUGAAAAACUAUUUUCUUUGCGAUUUAUUGGAGCCUGCAUUUGAAAGACUUCUGUUGGCCUGCAAUCAGGCCAAAACCGUAGACGAUAUGCUGUCAGCAAAUGUAUCAUAUCUAAAUACCAUUAGGUUGGGCUCCCUGCAAUCGGAAAAUCUAGUAGAAUCAAAUCAGUACCUGGAACAGAUUUAUAACUUAAUACUUAAACUCGCUCGUAAGCUGGAAAAAUUCUUUAGACUCACUGAAAUUUUACUGGACUAUGUGACUGAAACUCGUUCUGGAAAUACAUAUUUUUCAAAGUCCGAUGAAUACAGUAAUCGGAUUCUUGACUUUCGCUGGACCUGUAAAACUUACUUGGAUAUUAUCAACGAGCUGAAAGAUCAGUUUAAGUCGGUGAUGGUUUCAUUUUUGUGUACCCUACAUUCAAGAGAAGAAUAUAUGUUAAGGUCACUCGUUGAAAGGUUGGAUCCCAACAGUUAUUUCACAAAAAAAGGUGAACAAUUGUCUUAAUCAAAUAUCUUUGACUAUUAGAGGAAAGUACAAGAGAGCAGCUUGGUUGCCAGAAGAAUCCUUUUGUUAUACAAGUAUACUCUUUAUAUUUUGUAUAUCAACAAUUAUAUAUUUUGUGUACCUAAUUCGUUAAAAUAUAAUUUAAUGAUAAAUAAUAAAUACAUAAAUAUUUAA